Anastrepha obliqua is the source of this 2363-nucleotide messenger RNA. RefSeq names its product vacuolar protein sorting-associated protein 26 (gene Vps26). NCBI's taxonomy places the organism in Eukaryota, Metazoa, Arthropoda, Insecta, Diptera, Tephritidae. Gene Ontology annotation, biological process: retrograde transport, endosome to Golgi; intracellular protein transport. Gene Ontology annotation, cellular component: endosome; retromer complex. The record is from RefSeq and is a predicted model, not a curated record. Bases 255 to 1760 code for a protein of 501 amino acids. The transcript is spliced from 2 exons.
AAUGCCCAACAAUUUUUUGACAAGCGUUGACAACACCGACUGUCAAAAAUUAUCUAAAUUCACAACUAAUCAAACGCAACGAAGUUAGAUUUCUUUUCUGCUGUUGAUCAAACGCCCAAUAAUUUUUUUGUUUUCCUAUUGUGUGCGCGUGUGAUUUUCUUUAUAGAUAUCCACAUAACAUUCCAAAACGCAGAACUUCAACAAUAACCUAAGAAAUACUUUGGCAGAGAGCGCAAAAAUACAAGCCAGCAACGAUGAACUUUCUCGGAUUUGGUCAAUCGGCCGAGAUCGAUAUCGUUUUUGAUGGAGCGGAAAACAGGAAAACUGCCGAGGUCAAGGGAGAAGAUGGAAAAAUUGAAAAAAUGCUGUUGUAUUAUGACGGUGAAACUGUGUCGGGCAAGGUUAAUGUGACACUCAAGAAACCUGGCAGUAAACUGGAGCAUCAGGGCAUAAAAAUCGAUUUCAUUGGCCAGAUAGAGCUAUUUUAUGAUCGUGGCAAUCACCAUGAAUUCAAAUGCAUUACUAAGGCCUUGGCCCGCCCCGGUGAUCUUAUACAAAACCACAGUUACCCUUUCGAUUUUCAAAAUGUUGAAAAGCAAUUCGAGGUUUAUGCUGGUUCAAAUGUACGCUUGCGUUAUUUCUUGCGUGCAACCAUUGUGCGUCGCAUCAGUGAUAUUACGCGUGAAGUGGACAUUGCUGUUCAUACGCUUUGCAGUUAUCCAGAGAUGAAUAAUCCUAUAAAAAUGGAGGUAGGCAUAGAGGAUUGCCUUCACAUCGAGUUCGAAUACAAUAAAAGUAAAUACCAUUUGAAAGAUACAAUAAUCGGUAAGAUAUAUUUCUUGUUGGUACGCAUUAAAAUAAAACAUAUGGAAAUUGCAAUUAUUAAACGCGAGUCCACUGGCACUGGACCGAAUAUGUUCACUGAAAAUGAAACAAUCGCUAAAUACGAGAUAAUGGAUGGUGCACCGGUGAAGGGCGAGAGCAUACCAAUCCGCGUAUUCCUUGCCGGUUACAAUUUAACACCGACUAUGCGCGAUAUCAACAAAAAAUUCUCGGUAAAGUACUUCCUAAAUUUGGUGUUGAUGGACACUGAGGAUCGUCGUUACUUCAAGCAACAGGAGAUAACGCUCUGGCGCAAAGCAGACAUACCGCGUUACCACAACCAAGGCCAACAACAACACACGAGUAUGGUGCACUCUCAUCACCCGCAACAUGCGCCUGCACAUCUGGUUGGUGGGCCUCCAGCGCCCACAAUGACCAGUGUUGGGAGCGGAUCCACUGCAACUGGAAUGGAUAGUGAUUCAAGCGCUACAGGCACUGUGCCUGAGAGUAAGAUGGGCUUGUUCACACGUGAAAGCCCAAAUCAAGAAUUCACUCAGCAAGUGGAUUCAUUGCCCACUUCACCAACAACACCACCUCCUGUGGAACGUGGCAUUGGUGAUGGUGCAGCCGCAACCAACACUUCGCCUGUUAUGUUAUCUACUACACCACCGCCAUUGUCACCAGUGUCAGCAACAGCAGCAGCGCUUGGUACAAAUCCCGAUAAUGAUGAUUUUGUGGGUGCCGAAACGCGACCGAUAAUAGCGGCUACAGCGCCAGUGGAAGUAACACCAGACACUGAUGAUGGCAUGACAAAUGUGUCGCUUGCCCCCACUGAUAUAGAUAUUGUUGUGGCGGCUGCAAAACCAGACGCAAAUGUCGUUGAGAAGACGCUUGAAGCAAAAAAGCGUGAAACAGCCGCACCACUUAUUGCGGAUUGAAAAUGCUUAGAGUUAGAAAACAGACAGACAAUUAGUGUUGCAAGUGCUUAAAGCUUUCACUUUUAAAGCGAUUCACCCAAUGAAUGUCUCUGCGCAUUGUUCGUUGGCUGUAACUCUACUAUUGCUAUCAAUAUCACAUACAUAUUCCUGGGUUUUUAAGUUAGGUGGCGUAUCGACGACGCACUCAAGAACAGCACACAAAUUCAGAUUUGAUUAAUAGCAAUUUGUGUUCAUUGUUUCUGUUCCAUUAACCUAACAAAAAAUAAGCAAUCGAUACCCUUUGACCCCUUCUUACAUAUAACCACAAUACGCCCGUUCUCAUAAAAAAACUCUGAUAUUUUUCCAUUGUUAUUAAAAUUGUAUAAAACUGCACUGUUCUCCAAAAUUAUAUUUGUAUUAAUAUUUCGUCUUUAGUUAUUUAAAAAUUGUAUUCUAAAGCAAAAAACAAAAUGUUACACGUUGCACGGAGUAGUGUAUGGUUAUAAACGAAGAAUAUCUUUGAAAAUAGCAAAAAAAAAUGUUUGUAUCUUGUAGAAAAUAAGUAAAUCGUACAUAAAAUAUAUUAUGCAUUAAACAAUUUAUUAAUAAAUAAAUGAAAAACUA